Pyrgilauda ruficollis (rufous-necked snowfinch) is the source of this 3545-nucleotide messenger RNA. RefSeq names its product PDZ and LIM domain 4 (gene PDLIM4). Gene Ontology annotation, cellular component: adherens junction; stress fiber; filamentous actin. Gene Ontology annotation, biological process: heart development; muscle structure development; actin cytoskeleton organization. Bases 37 to 1032 code for a protein of 331 amino acids. The transcript is spliced from 7 exons. Gene Ontology annotation, molecular function: muscle alpha-actinin binding; actin binding. Lineage: Eukaryota; Metazoa; Chordata; Aves; Passeriformes; Passeridae. The record is from RefSeq and is a predicted model, not a curated record.
UCAGUCCGCGGGCAGGGAGCGCCCGCCGCCGCCGCUAUGGCCCACUCGGUGGUCCUGCGUGGCCCUUCUCCCUGGGGCUUUCGUCUGGUGGGCGGUAAAGAUUUCAGCGCCCCGCUGACCAUCUCCAGGAUUAACCCUGGCAGUAAAGCAGCCAUGGCAGACUUGUGCCCAGGAGAUGUUAUUCUGGCAAUUAAUGGAGAGAGCACGGACAACAUGACACAUCUAGAAGCUCAAAACAAGAUCAAAGCAUGUGUGGAUCAGCUGCUGCUCUCUGUGAACAGAUCUGAAGGGAAGACCUGGUCUCCCCCUGUCCUGGAAGAUGGCAAGGCUCAAGCAUACCGCAUCAACAUCGAGCCGGACCCACAGGACAGUGGCCCUGCCCAGAGCAGGAGGUCGAUGCCCCAUGGAGCUGGGGGCAGCCCUGUGGACAGCAAGCAGAUGCUGAACAUGCAGCAUCACCAACCAACCCGGCUCUACACAAACAACAGCUCCGAGUCAGCCCUUCCAGGCCAGCUGAGUGGACUCCACAUCACUCCUGCACACAGCAGCAUUGACCCCGUGAAGUCUCUCCCACGGAACAGAAAUGGGAUUGAUGUGGAGUCAGAUGUCUACAAGAUGCUUCAGGAUUAUGAAAAGCCCAUUUCAGAGCCAAAGCAGUCUGGAUCCUUCCGGUACUUACAGGGCAUGUUGGAGGCCAGUGAGAAUGGUGAAAAACUCGACAAACUGAGCAACCCCAGGAACAUCAAGUCCCCGGUGCCAAAGCUUGGUGGCCCCAUGUCCGGGCUGCAGAUGCUUCCCGAGUGCACCCGCUGCAGGAAUGGCAUCGUGGGCACCAUUGUCAAGGCUCGGGACAAGCUCUACCACCCCGAGUGCUUCAUGUGUGACGACUGUGGGCUCAACCUGAAGCAGAGGGGCUAUUUCUUCAUUGAGGAGCAGCUGUACUGCGAGACGCAUGCCAAGGAGAGGGUUAAGCCCCCCGAAGGAUAUGACGUGGUGGCUGUUUAUCCAAACGCUAAAGUUGAACUCGUCUAAGGCUGGGCUGUGCUCUGGAGAGGUGGGGUGGCCCACCCACGUGCUCCUGCCAGCUGCAAGCACUGGGGCUGUAAUCAACCCCCAUUACCAAAGCCCAAGUUAAAAUGCCUUUUCCUAGAUAAAACAGUUUACACUUGGGAUCUCCGGGGAAUGGUGUUGAAAGCAUUCAAACAGGUUUUGCCCUUCUUUUUGACACUCUGCUUUUUGCUGUGUUGGGUUAUUAGUGUGUGCUGUAAUCUUAUCCAAGAUCUGUGUAAAUAUUGAUUAAUUCUCUACUCUCUUUCAUAUAAAACCUGUAUUCCUUUUUUUUUCUUUUUUUUUUUUUUUUGUGCCUUCCUUCUACUGAAGAUGUUUUAGAAGAUGUUUUAAAAGCUCAAAGAAAAUAAGGCACUUUAACAAAAGAUGCUGUCUCUUAUGUCCUGACUGUAAUCUCCUGUCCUGUGGCUGCCCCAGUGAUAAAAACCAACCCCUGAGAGUCAGGACGGUACCAGGGGGUGCCUCACUCAGCUGCAUCCCAGCAGAUGUGCCAAGGAAGGGUGGUCUCUUAAAACAGUAAUUACAGUGAAACUCUCUGGACCAGGGCAGGGCAGAUUGAGGCUGACAAGGACUGAUUUGAGUUCCCAAGAGAUCUCCACACUGAGUGCGUGAUGAGGCCUUUUUCUUCCUCCUUCUACUCGUAAUUUGAUUAUUCUUUCAUCUAAUGACUCAAGCACACUUUGAAAGGACACUGCAGCAGUCUGGAGCACCCUUUGAUUAUCCUCACCUCCUACAUUUCUGCCCACAGCUGCCUUUGCUUUCGCCAUUGUGACUAUUCCCCAAUUUUUGCUAUAAUUUUGCAGUCCUUUAUUUCUAGGUCCUCAGAUUGCUGCUAUCUGGGUCUGCCUCCCAGCAGAGAGGGGGUGAUAAAAUCCCUCCAGGCACUUAGGGAAUAACCAGAGCUUGGGUGAUCCCUAGGCCCCAGGACAGCAGGAUUGUGUUUAUACCCAUCUCCCAAGGCUGUGCUUUCAGCCAGGUCCAUCAUCCACUUUAUUUGACAGGGAAAAGAUUUUUUGGCUCUUGAAAUGUUUCUUUGUUAGAGAAAUGUGGGUUUUUUUCAUGCUAGUACUUAGAGGGAGGAGAGAGAGAGUUGACUUACUCAAUUUGCUCAGCCUCAGUCUUCUUCUUCCUCACUUUGAGAGAGGAAGGAUGUGGGGGAGAAAAAGAAAUGCUUGUGCUUGCUUUCCUUCCAUGGAAAAGGAAAAUAAGAAAUGGGGUGAUGGGCAAACAACCCCUUUCCCUCCUGGCUCUCCAUAAGAGGGAAAAUUGGGGAUUGGAGGAGGGUUGGGAGCAUGAUCCUAGUUGGGGCUGAGCAGGUAAUUUCUUCUACAGGUUCUGCACCCCAGAAGGGAUUUUAGGGUGUUAUUGGUCUCCAUCUAGACCUCUUUAUGAUAAAGUGCCUUACAGGGACACAGCAGCUCCUGCCCUGUGCCCCGCAGCCUCCCAGCAGCCCUGGGCUCCUUCCAGCUGGGUACCACAGAGAUGUUGGCUGUGUGCAUUCCUGCUAGCAGGGGGACAUCCACCUCCCCCUCCUUCUGCCAUCAGGAAUUUUUACUUACUAAAGUACAAGAAAUGUGGAAAUUUUUAUCACCGUGCUGAAACAUGUUUUUCUUGCAUUUGCAUGGCCUUGCUUGGUCACUUGGACCCUCUGAAGGGGGGAAUGUUUGGGACAAGUGUAAAGGAGCAUAGCAAUCAGGUGGGAAACAUUACUGCCCUGGUUUGCAGGGCUCUGCUUGGAGCUCCUUAGGGUCCCUUUGUCAGAAACAUUUAUUCUCAAUUCCUCUGUUAUCCUUAUACAUUGCUGGUUUGAGCUCUGGUGCCUGUAGCUUGAGAGUUCAGGCUUCACCAAAAUCCAGGACUGAAUACAGCCCAGCUACAUGAUGGAAGACUCACAACAUGAAUGGCACAGGAUGCCCUUCCCUGUUUUCCAGGCAGGCAGUUGGAGCUGCCAGUGGUGCUGUUUGUCACUCCCUGGGGCUCUUGUCCCCGUUUGUCUCUACCUGCAUGGUGGCCAUGUCCUGCAGGAUGCCAGGAAUCUGCAGCCCUGAUACAGGGAGCACCAAGAAGUUCAUUAGUUGGUUCAUUGCCCUCGUUUUAAACACCCAGCUGAGCAGGCUGCUGCCAGGGUGCCCUUGGUGGUCUUGCUUGGCUGCCACACCAGUGGGAAUGCUGGGCAUGGAGCUGUUCUUCUAAUGAUCCCAAGUUCCCUCAAAUCAAUAUUUCCACAUGGCAUCUCAUGAUACCCUUUCUUAGGAGUAAUCAAUUCACCUGAUCCCCCUGCAGAGCUUGGAGCUGCCUCACACAGGCCCAUCCCAGGGCACAUGGUUUCCUGGCUUCAGGCCACCCUGUUCCUGUUGUGAGGCUUGCAGGAGCAGCCACAAGCAAGUGUCACCUUCUCUGUCACCAGAUAAUGCUGUUAAACUCUGUAAAAUGUGGGGAGGGUACUGUUUGUAUGAAACAAAAAAUAAAAUUGUAUU